Vitis vinifera (wine grape) is the source of this 891-nucleotide messenger RNA. Its product is annotated as nitrate transporter 1.3-like. The transcript has a single exon. The record is from RefSeq and is a predicted model, not a curated record. NCBI's taxonomy places the organism in Eukaryota, Viridiplantae, Streptophyta, Magnoliopsida, Vitales, Vitaceae. Gene Ontology annotation, cellular component: membrane. Gene Ontology annotation, molecular function: nitrate transmembrane transporter activity. Gene Ontology annotation, biological process: transmembrane transport; response to nitrate. Bases 1 to 891 code for a protein of 296 amino acids.
AUGCCCAACCACUUGAAUCCAGACAAUUAUUCAGCCAGUGGAAACAAGGACAACCCUUGGAUAGUUUCUACAGUGAACCAAGUUGAAGAGGUGAAGAUGGUAAUAAAGCUCCUUCCCAUCUGGUCCACAUGUAUCCUCUUUUGGACAGUCUACUCUCAAAUGACAACUUUCAUGAUUGAGCAAGCCACCUUCAUGAACCAAAAAAUUUGCUCCUUUGUUGUUCCUCCAGGUUCUCUCUCUGUCUUCCUCUUCAUCUCCGUUCUUCUCUUCACUUCCCUAAAUGAAACGAUCAUUGUCCCAUUUGCUCGGAAACUCACCCACAAUGUCAAAGGAGUUACAAGCCUUCAGAGGGUUGGAAUUGGACUCAUUUUCUCAAUGGUGGCUAUGGUAACUACUGCUAUUGUUGAAAGGCAAAGGAGGGAAGCUGCUGUUCAACACAAGACUAAAAUCAGUGCAUUCUGGCUAGUACCUCAGUUCUUCCUAGUGGAUGCUGGGGAAGCCUUUGCUUAUGUAGGACAACUAGAGUUCUUCAUCAGAAAGGCACCAGAUAGGAUGAAAUCAAUGAGCACAGGACUCUUUUUAAGCACCCUUGCAAUGGGGUUCUUUGUUAGUAGUUUGCUAGUGUCUCUGGUAGACAAAGUGACCAACAUGAGAUGGCUUAGGAGCAAUUUGAAUUGGGGGAAAUUGGACAACUUUUAUUGGAUGCUUGCAGUCCUAGGAGUAUUGAAUUUCUUGGCUUUUCUUGUCUUUGCAAUGAGACACCAGUACAUGACACUACAGUACAAUAGCUCUGAUGUUUAUGGGGAGAAUGAGCUAAAGAAGGGAUGGAAUGAAGGUAUCACCAGCGAAAUGGAGAAGAAAGAGAGAGUUGAAGGAAAGGAGGAACCUUAG